This is a messenger RNA of Kwoniella mangroviensis CBS 8507, 4935 nucleotides long. RefSeq lists its product as uncharacterized. Gene Ontology annotation, cellular component: cytoplasm; cytosol; nucleus. The transcript is spliced from 27 exons. Lineage: Eukaryota; Fungi; Basidiomycota; Tremellomycetes; Tremellales; Cryptococcaceae. The record is from RefSeq and is a predicted model, not a curated record. Gene Ontology annotation, molecular function: protein binding; eukaryotic translation initiation factor 2alpha kinase activity; ATP binding. Gene Ontology annotation, biological process: DNA damage checkpoint signaling; negative regulation of cytoplasmic translational initiation in response to stress; regulation of translational initiation by eIF2 alpha phosphorylation. Bases 1 to 4935 code for a protein of 1644 amino acids.
AUGCCUGAGGCUAAUAAAGCCCUUCAGGAAGAAGAGCUCGAAAGCCUUCGAGCUAUCUAUCCGGACGAAUGGCACGAUGUCCCGCCCAAGAAGACUGCAUGGGGUACCGAGCUAGAUGGUGGAUGGUGGGAAGUCACCAUCAAGAGUAUGCAAGAUGAAAGAGUCAGCGUUGUCUUGAAAGGUAAGAUGAUCAGUGCAUAUCCCCAACAAGUCCCACCCUUGUCCCUUCGAUCUCCCGAAUACCUCACAGCCAAACAUGUACAAAGUUUACAUACACUCGUACAAGAAAAAGCCAAAUCCAAAGUAGGAGAAGCUAUGAUUUUUGAGCUCAUCGAUACAGUACGAGAUUUUAUAACCGAUAACCAUGCUCUUUUACCUAGUCCUGGUGACGUCAACCUAAUGGAAGAGAAAGCCAGGAGGGAGGAAGCUCAACGAGCCGCGGAAGAGGCCUCAAGACUUACGGAGGAAGAGAACAAACAACGAGAAGAAGCGAAGACCAACCGAUACCUCCAUGAGAGGAUUCAAGCGAACAUGAUUCAGAAGAAGGAGACUGUUGACCAGGUGAAACAGCAACAAGAAGAACGUCGAAGACAGGAAUCUUUAGCUACAUUGGAUGUGGGUGAUCUGGAGAGUCGGCUCCUAGAGUUGGAUCAGCCUAUCAGUGUGGACGGAUAUGAGGGAUCUUGGAAAAGAUGGAUCCUAUUUGGCGGAAAGAAGGAAGUGUUAUGGACCAACUAUAUGGCCGAACCUGAAACGGCCAGAAACGAAGAUCAAAAUCCCAACAAUACCUUUGUCAAGGCUUCAUCGCCCUGCCUGAACAUUCAAAUCAUCGACUUUGCCGCUCCUUACUAUCUCACCGCCCAAGGGAUCAAGAGGAUAGACGCAUGCACAGUGGAAGCUCUACGUGUCAAAGAGAUAAAAUCAGAACAUGUGCUCAAGGUAUACGCAGUCAAACGGUGCAAGAGCCCAAAAGGUUGGGAAAGGUUGAUCUUGAUGACAGAAGCGACCAAUGAGGGUGGAAGACUUAGAAGCUGGGUACCUAGGGAAGGCUUUGGGGAAGAUUUAGCUAGAGAAUAUAUAGCUCAAGUGCUCCUCGGUCUCAGCGAGAUCCACUCAAGAAAUGCCACUCAGCGGCAGAUCGAUCUCGAUUUCACACUUAUAUCUACUGGGUCUAACGGAGAUAAGGUGAUCAAACUGGCCGGGACAGGCUAUUCAAGACGGAUAGCCGAUAUGCACCGCUCGAACACCUUUUUGAAAACCAAAAUCGAGGUCAUACCGGAGGAGUGGAUAUCACCCGAUGAACGAGACUCGCCACACACGUAUUCCAAGCAAAGAGAUUUAUGGCAUGUCGGGUUGCUCCUAUUGCAGCUGACGUAUGGACCAGAGACGUUGCGGAAUUAUCAUAAUCUUCCAACCUUGUUACAGCAUGCACCCGGUCUGUCCGACUCCAUGAGGGACAUCUUGACGGGUCUUCUGAAUCAAAACCCAAAAAAACGAUUAUUAGCGGAUGACACAUUGACUAGGCUGAGAGCUGCUGAAGAUGAAACCACAAGAAGAGGUUUUAAAAGAACACAUAGCGGUUAUGCCCCACACAAUUCUCUAUCCGGUGGUCCGAGCGACCUCACUCAGAGCUAUUUAGGUAUCUCUCCCGUCAACAAUAGAGGAUUAUUUGGAUACCUACCGAGUACACCGCAGCCUUUGGCUCCCAGACUGUCAAGGUACCGAACCGAUUUCGAGGAAGUUGAAUUUCUGGGUAAAGGCGGAUUUGGUGAAGUUGUCAAAGCCCGGAACAAAUUGGAUGGACGUUCAUACGCUAUCAAAAAGGUCAAACUGCGCCCGGAAGACAAUGAAGCCAAGGUGUAUCGGGAAGUCAAUAAUUUAUCACGUGUUAACCAUCAGCAUAUAGUGCGAUACUAUUCCUGUUGGUUGGAAGAUGCCAACCCACCUCAACUCACUCCCACCGCUGAUGACUCCACUCCUGGACCUGCUCUGACAAGUCAUUCGACGGAAGAAGAUAUCUUUGCUUUAGAUUUUGAUGAUGCUUCCUUCUCGAGAAGGGAUCAGUCUAGAAGUGCCUCCUUUCCCAGGAUCAGGUUUGCGAAUGAGGGUGACGACGAGGACGGGGACAGUGAUGACGAUGAUAGUGAUAGCGAGAGCGAUAGUGAUGCCUCCACAGCGGCUGAUCCUUCAGAAAUGAGGGAAAGAGGAAGAUCAUCGAAUAUACCCAUACCUCCAAAACCUUCUGCGUCUGUGACCGAUGCUACCACCGAUGACGGAAAUGUUCAGAGGAUAUUGUAUAUUCAGAUGGAGUUCGUCGAGAAACAAACGCUUCGAGAAGCAAUAACGGCGGGAUUGACAGAAGAGGAAGUUUGGCGAUUACUCCGACAAGUAUUGUCAGCUCUGGCUCACAUGACGUCUCUUGGAAUCGUGCAUCGAGAUCUGAAACCUUCCAAUAUCCUGCUUGAUGGCGACGGAAACGUCAAGAUUGCGGAUUUCGGUCUAUCGACGACAGAAAUGAACGCCAUCGAAGUGUCUUCGGGCCCAGCUACACUUGCUGACGAAGUGGAUCGUACUUCCAAUAUCGGGACUAGCUUGUACAUCGCUCCCGAAGUCGCUAUCUCCAGAUCAUAUAACGAGAAGGCCGAUAUGUACUCUCUGGGAAUCAUCUUCUUUGAGAUGUGUUAUCCAUUCAAAACCACUAUGGAAAGGGUCCAUAUAUUGAAUGCGGUUCGACAACCCUCCAUAACGUUCCCGCCAGGUUGGCCAUCGACUCACAAACAGAAUGAGAGAGAAAUAGUAACGAGAUUGCUCGCUCAUGAUCCGUCAAAGAGAUUUAGCGCUACUGAGCUGUUGAGAAGCCCUCUUCUACCUUCGCCGGAAAAGAAGAAAGAAGACUGGGACGCUGCUAUUAUCGAACUCACGGAUCCCAAAUCUUCCCAGUACCAACCACUUCUGAAUGCUUUAUUCGACAAGUCCAACCAUAACAUAGCAGAUGUUGACCACCGUCUUGUCGAUUAUACUUAUGAUAAUGACUCAGAUGAUCAGCUGCAAGUCUGGCUAACGGUGGUCAUCCAACGACUUGUCGAGCUUCUCCAGCGUCAUGGUGCAGUAGAAAGCUAUUUGCCACUGUUAAUGCCUGAGACUACACUGCUCAAUACCUUUACUGGACUGGACCCCGUCAGAUUACUGGAAAGGUCUGGGCAGGUGGUGCAGUUGCCUUCAUCUGACCUGCUGGCUAUGGCACGAUCAGCGACAAGACGUCAGAUAGAGCGAAUAAAGCGAUAUCAUGUCGGACGAAGGUAUAUGAAUGAUCAAGUUGGAGGUCAACCAUUAGUAUCUGGGGAGUUGAGCUUUGAUAUCCUUUCCCCUCUCCGAUCAGGAGCCGCUGAAGCAGAAUUGCUGGAAGUAGUAGAUAAGGUGAUAUCCGAAUUUAGAGGGAUGAGAGGGUCUUCUUCAGUAGAAUAUGAUUUCCAUAUCAGCCAUCAGAGUGUUCUGGAGACCAUACUCAGCAUUGUGCCCGAUCGACCGGAUAAACCACGUCGGAAAGUGUUACAUGAGUUUAAGAAACUUGGCGCGAGUCAUCCUGUAUCGAACGCCUCUCACUCUAGAUCGAUAUUGGGUAGUAUACCUGGACUACCCAAAUCGGUGCUGGACGAGCUGGAACAAUGCUGUAUAGCAGAUGAGUUCGAAGCCGUCCGAACAAGACUCGAAUCCCUGUUCCCCUCGGCUAAGCGCAAACUUGAUAUUGCAUUCGAAGACAUCUCGUCGGUCAUUAAACUUGCUCGGUCUUUCGGCAUUUCGAGAAAGAUAGUAUUCAGACCCACUUUGGCAAAGCAUUCCGAAUUCUUCCGUGGUGGAUUCAUGUUUGAAUGUGUGAGAAGGGGAAAACAGAAGGAAGUCAUAGCAUUUGGUGGACGGUAUGAUUCCCUUCUGGAACAUUUCAAACAACCUGCUAUGCACUCUCAAUCUCGGCGAGUGUUCGGGGUUGGUAUGACCAUUGCGGUAGAUCAACUGGCACGUGUCGUAUCGAAAUAUGAAUCAUCUUUAUCUCGUCGAUUGAUGGAAAAACCUAACGAAGAUGAAAGAUCGUUUGGUUAUUGGAGUCCAGCGCGUUGCGAUGUUUAUGUAGCUGCUUUUCCUCAUGUGGACCUAUCGGUACGACUCAAUGUCAUAGGUGAACUAUGGCGAGCUGGUAUACGGGCGGAUCUGCAAUAUGAUGAUGAUCGAAGCGUCGAAGAUGUCGCACUAGAAUGUCAGGAACAAAAUAUCCUCUAUUUGGUGAUUCCGAAAGCAAGCAAAACUGUCGUGAAGAUAAGAAGUAUCUUGAGGAAGUCAGAAGAGGAAGUCUCACGACACGACCUGUGCAACCACCUCCGUAUAGCUAUAUCGGACCAGAGGCGUAUAGAUGCCUCGUACGCGUCAGCAGAAGGGUCAAUACCAUCUGCUCAAGCUGCAGCAAUGUCAGUAGAGCCUAAACAAGCAGAAGUUGACAUCAAGCUGCUUCUUCCGCCUGAACCUAUGUCUUCGAAGGGGACUAAAGGUAGACCCGUAAGGAAGUUUAGGCAUGGUACUAAGUCCGUAUACUAUGAGAAGGCGUCCGAUUUUGCUCUCCAGACCCAUUCUACUUUACCUAUCCUUGGCGUCGAUUUGCCUCUGUCGAUGUUAUGUCAAAUGACCUUUGAUACAUCAUGGAUAUCGGAUGAUGAGACUUGGAGAUCAUUGUUGACUAAGGAAGGGAUCUCGACGGGUGAUCGAAGGUACGCUGAGACAGUUAGAGACGCAGUGAAGGAGAGAAAGAUGGGUGGUGGUGCGGUGAAUGGAACAGUAGGAUCUGGAACGACAGGCGGCGGAAACAAGGAUAACAGUGCUUGGUGUUGGUUGUUCAGUGUUAGAGAAGCUAAAGGUUUCUUGCUACAAAUUGGCAGUGGCAAAUGA